UUCUGAAUGGACCCCUGAAAUGAGUGACAGGGGGAGCUGGAGCGGAAGGUGGUAGGGCUGCUUGUGGACCUAUCAUAUAUUUUGUUUGGGGGAAAAGAUAUACCAGAACCAUUCAUUUCUUUUUGUUCCUACAAGGAGAAGUUGGAACCUAGAAUUAUGAAAAUCUUAUAGUCAAGGAGCUAUUUCCUCUAGAGGCUGCACUGGUCUUUCACUAGGGAGAACAAAUAUCGAACCCACCUUGAUUGCUUUAAAAAAAAAAAAAUAGGGAGGGGACCUGAGGGUGACUGUUGGGAGAUGGGAGGGAAAAUAAUUCUUCAAAAAAGAAAGUCAGGCUUCUCUCCUCCAGCCUGUGGAAAAUGCACCGAGGACGUUGACAGAGUGUAUUUUUAGGAAACCCAUCCAAACAUACAAGGUAAGAGUAAAUGUGAGAGGGGGAAAAAAAAAGUUGUGGGUUGUAGAAGUUAUCAAGUGGGAUUUGCGGCGCUCUCUGCAGGAAACGCGAGCGGCUCCAGUUCAAAGCCACAUGCACCAACGUGACAUAUAAGCCAUUAAAAUAUCAUCCUGACGGCUCAUUUCUGCUUCAUCAUACAUUCCCUAACUGCUUCCCCGAAAGCUGGAGAAGGAGAAAUGAAGGAUGACCGCCUUGGUGGCACCACAACAGAGGCUUAGUGGGAUUUGUGGUCCGCCCUCAUCCACCCCAAAGUGAUGUGCAGAAAUGAGGUGAUCCGGGCAACAGGUGGAGCAGGGCCCAGUCUCAGAAAAUGAAAUACAAGACUUCCUUGGUGAUGAGGAAACGAUUACGACUUUACAGAAACACCCUGAAAGAAUCGAGUAGCAGCUGUGGACACCAUGGGCCCCAGUUCGCCGCCGCUUCGAACCCCUCGCUAUUUCCGGGCCUUCAUGAGCAACCUCCUCAGGCCUCCCACAGUCGUCCUUUGAACGGACUCCUGCGUCUGGGGCUCCCCGGAGACAUGUUUGCGAGGUCGGAACCCUUUGCACCAGGGCCUACGGACCGCAGCGACACUUUGGCAACAGCUACAGCCCUGCACAGCUAUGGAGGCAUGAACCUGACCGUGAACCUCGCCGCAUCCCAUAGCCCUGGAGCUUUUUUCCGCUAUAUGCGCCAGCCCAUCAAACAGGAGCUCAUCUGCAAGUGGCUAGGCGAUGAUGGCCCAGUAUCCCCGCGCCCCUGCUCCAAAACUUUCAGCACCAUGCACGAGCUGGUCACACACGUCACUGUGGAGCACGUCGGUGGCCCAGAGCAGGCUAACCACAUUUGCUUCUGGGAGGAGUGUCCGCGACAGGGCAAGCCCUUCAAAGCCAAAUACAAACUUGUAAAUCACAUCCGCGUGCAUACGGGCGAGAAGCCCUUCCCUUGUCCUUUCCCAGGGUGUGGGAAAGUCUUUGCUAGAUCAGAAAAUCUCAAAAUACACAAACGAACACAUACAGGAGAGAAGCCCUUCAGAUGUGAGUUCGAGGGCUGUGAGCGGCGUUUCGCCAACAGCAGCGACCGGAAGAAGCAUUCGCACGUACACACAAGCGACAAGCCUUACAUGUGCAAGGUGCGCGGCUGUGACAAGUGCUACACGCACCCCAGCUCUCUGCGAAAGCACAUGAAAGUUCAUGGUCGCUCGCCGCCACCCAGCUCUGGCUACGACUCUGCAAUACCGUCUGCCCUCACCUCUCCCUCGUUAGAAAGCAGCCGCGAGCCCCCGGUAGCCUGCACAACAGCGGUGGCAGUGCGUGGCACAGACAUGAGCGAAUGAUGUUGCUUGCAAGGUAAUCUUGCCCUGCGCAGCUGAGCGCCCGCAUCUUGCGCCUGUGACAUCAAAGGGCUCUCUCUCACAAAGCAGUGUUUCUUCGCCACGGUGCAUCUUCAUGGUAAGUUAGGAUUUCUAUGGCAAUGGGCAAGUCUCACUGAAAUCCUGAAAGGCCGAGCCUGGAGCCCGUCCAGGCUUUUCAUUAAGGACAUAAUAUUUACGUCUAACAGGCCUUUUUUCUUGUGUAUACAAGUAUAUAUUUUUGUUUGACGCGGACUAAAUCAUUUUCAUUUAAUUUCCGGUAAACAAAACCCACGCGAAUGGGCACUUGUUCCCGAUCAUAAUAAAAAUGGAUAAUAAUGCGAGGGAAGAAAAGGGCCGCUUGAAUCGCCGCUCAGCCCUCUUUGUUUCUGCUUUCUGCGGUGAUCAGAGGGCGUAUUUGGGUUUGAUGGCGAGUUUCUAAAGGCGAGGAAAUGGUUUGUAAGGGGGAAAAGAAAAGGAGAAAGGUCCAAUCAAGCUCGGGUUGUUCAAAGAGUCGGGUUUUGGGGUUGAAAGUGUGAGUUUGACGGUGCAUCAGCACGCCGCGUUAGGCUCGCCAUGGAAAUGCGCGCGGGGAGCGGCCGCUUCAAAGGCGGCACACUUCACUGCGGACACUCUAUUAAGAUACAUUUGCGCUGACCUUUGCUUUCAUGCCAUUUAAUACUGUCACUGUGCUCUCCAGUAUACACUUCCUCCCAGGACCUGUCUUGCCAGUGUUUAGGGGUUCACCCUGCACCCUGAUGUAGGGGGCUUUGCUACUCGGGAUUCUUUCAAGAAAGGGAGGAGGAGCCAGACUCUGAGCAUCUUGACCGCGC
Messenger RNA from Phodopus roborovskii (desert hamster), 2614 nucleotides. RefSeq names its product Zic family member 4 (gene Zic4). Lineage: Eukaryota; Metazoa; Chordata; Mammalia; Rodentia; Cricetidae. The transcript has 5 exons. Gene Ontology annotation, biological process: central nervous system development; regulation of transcription by RNA polymerase II. The coding region runs from base 762 to 1766 and encodes 334 amino acids. Gene Ontology annotation, molecular function: DNA-binding transcription factor activity, RNA polymerase II-specific; RNA polymerase II cis-regulatory region sequence-specific DNA binding. Gene Ontology annotation, cellular component: nucleus. The record is from RefSeq and is a predicted model, not a curated record.